AUGGAUGCGCCAGAGCCUGAACAGACCCCUUUCGCCGCUGUCACAGCCCACACGACCAAACUGCAAAGGCAUUACCAAGCUCUGCUCGACCAGUCUACGCCCUUUGUGCUCUACAGAUGGGUUGCAACCGGCGCUACCCUGCUACUCUUCUUCGUGCGCAUUUUCGUCAUCCAGGGAUGGUACAUUGGUAUGUUGAGGGUCCCAGGCUCAACAUUUGACGGCUCUCCAUUCCACGGUCCACUGACUCCUCCCACAGUUGCCUAUGCGCUCGGCAUUUAUCUGCUCAACCUGUUUUUGGCUUUCCUCCAGCCCAAAUUUGACCCUUCCAACGAUGCGGUCGACCAGGACAUGGAAGAUGGUGCCGUAGGAACCCUCCCGACCAAGCAGGAUGACGAGUUCAAGCCCUUCAUUCGGCGUCUCCCCGAGUUCAAGUUUUGGUACUGGGCGACCCGUGCCAUCGCCAUCUCCUUCUUCUGCACCUUCUUCGAGUUCUUCAACAUUCCCGUCUUCUGGCCCGUCUUGGUCAUGUAUUGGAUUAUUCUCUUUGUCCUGACGAUGCGCAAGCAAAUUCAGCAUAUGAUCAAGUAUCGCUAUGUUCCUUUCACCAUGGGCAAGAAGAACUACCGCAAAGAUAACUCCUAG
This is a messenger RNA of Metarhizium acridum CQMa 102, 642 nucleotides long. The record is from RefSeq and is a predicted model, not a curated record. NCBI's taxonomy places the organism in Eukaryota, Fungi, Ascomycota, Sordariomycetes, Hypocreales, Clavicipitaceae.